Molecule: messenger RNA, 1944 nt
Organism: Zophobas morio
Lineage: Eukaryota; Metazoa; Arthropoda; Insecta; Coleoptera; Tenebrionidae
Exons: 4
Coding region: 593-1714 (373 amino acids)
Biological process (GO): detection of chemical stimulus involved in sensory perception of smell; sensory perception of smell
Cellular component (GO): plasma membrane
Molecular function (GO): odorant binding; olfactory receptor activity
Source: RefSeq, a predicted model, not a curated record
UAAACGAAUGCAAAAACUUUGACAUCAAGACACAGAAUCUUACCGUUUAUUUAAAUUUUUCUGUUUAGUAAUAAAUAAAGCCAGUGAAGUAUAAGAAAAAAGUGACCUAUGAAGGGAUUGCGAGAUAUUCGGUGGUUGCCAAAAUCGACUAGGAUUAAAAAUCAAAGCUGACUCAUAAACCACAAGUACAAGAGUAUAUGAUAUUAUAAAAUUUAAAUACACAUGACAAAUGACAUGCGUUAAAUUUUAAUCUUUUGUCCUUAACAUAAAAAUUUUACAAACGCUUAUGCCUGUAAACUUGGUUCAACUAAUAGAACACACUCAUACAUUUUUAACUCAACAAACCCUUAAAUACCGAAAAUCACGACAUGUUCAGCCACACUGCCAAUUCCCACGCGAAAAUAAUUAAUUCAGCAAUUUAGAGAAUUACCCACCCCAACAAUUUUUCCAUUAAACUUGCAAACCCCGUUCAACUCUAAGCCAAUUUAAACCAUUAAAUAUUAACCCCAAAGCACACACUCAAGUCUCAGCCAUCAAAAAUUAAAGCCCCAAUUACGCCACGGCGGUUUUUUUAGUUCAGCAAAAACCCAACAUGAGCAAGGUCGACUUUUCAGAUCCCCUUUUUUUCUUAAACGUGAUCGGAAUGCACCCCUUCAAAAAUGACCGCGUUUCGAAGUUAAGACGAGCGUUUUCACUCACAGUCUACGCGAUCACUAUUUUUUCUGGGGUGAUGGAGCUCGGCUUUAACUCUGAAGGAUUAGAAACGUAUGCUCGGGCUUCAGAGUCUAUGGUUCCUCAAACACAACUGGUGGUUAAAAUGGUCGUUUUGAUAGUCCAUAGGAGACAAAUUGGGCAACUUUUGAAAGACAGUGGACGAUUUUGGGCUUUAGAUGUAUUUGGAUCACAGUACAAAGACAGUUUUAGUAGGGUGCACCAUUUCUUAAAACGCUUUUUUCUUCUGUACAAGACCAUGAUUAUUUUCACGUGUUUGCAGUUUUUGGCGGUUAAAAUUGUUUUCAAAAUAAAGAAACCUGUCUGUAUCAGUUAUGGAGAGAGUGAAGGACUGGAAGCCCCCUAUGAGCAAAUGUACCUAAUCUUACAUAUUUCAAUUACACUAGUUUCUAUUAAUGUAAUCAAUGGUUUUGAUGGUCUAUUUUUUUAUUUUAUUGGCCACAUAUUGUCGGAAUUACAGAUGGUGAAGGUCGCCUUUGGAAACUACAACAUUGGAACUCCGUGGAACGAAAGGACGAGAUUUAGAAUGACCGCAAAACAUCACAGUCGUGUUUUAGAAUUUGUUCAAAAUUUCAACAGUGUAUUUUCUGUAGUUCUUUUGGUGCAACAUAUGUCUUGUCUUUUUGGAAUAUGCUUUGGACUAUUUCUUAUGAGCAAAGAUGGAUUACCACCAGAUGUAGAUCGUGCCAGCAAAUAUAUACCCUACAUAAUUUCGUUUAUUCUGCAGACUUUUACUUUUUGUUUUGGAGGCCAUAUCUUAACCGACUGGUCUUUAGAAAUACCGCAAGAAAUAUUUUACAACGACUGGGACAAAGAUUAUGAUUACGAAAACAGACUAGGGAGGGUAAUUUCUAUAAAAAGAGGGCAAAAAGCAGCCAAACUAACCCUUGGGGACUUUGGUGCUCUGGAUUUAGAAAGUUUUAAACUGGUCAAAACUACCAAUCCAGUUGUGGUGAAAGCGAAUUUAUUAUUUGUGUUUUAGGUUAUGCAAAAGGCGUUCUCUUUUUUUACUUUUAUAAAUACAAUGAUCGCUGAAGGUAACAACUGAUCUAGAAAUAUGAAAAUAGUGAAAUUUUUGACACAUGCACGUGUGGGUAUUUACAAUUUAGUUAUUUUUUCAUUUUCGUUAUCUGCAUUGAAGUUGUUGUGUGAGUUCUUGUAAUAAUGUGAUUAAUACUGUUAUUAAAUUACUUACCUGCUUUAUGUGUUUAC